Chanos chanos (milkfish) is the source of this 1275-nucleotide messenger RNA. RefSeq names its product zinc-binding protein A33. The record is from RefSeq and is a predicted model, not a curated record. The coding region runs from base 1 to 1275 and encodes 424 amino acids. NCBI's taxonomy places the organism in Eukaryota, Metazoa, Chordata, Actinopteri, Gonorynchiformes, Chanidae. Gene Ontology annotation, molecular function: protein binding. The transcript is spliced from 7 exons.
AUGACAAACCGAAACAUUGAGGACAUGCAGCGCGACGUGCGCUUUGUUUACUUCCGGGAACACCAUCAACGAGCGCCGGAAGUGAAGCGGUUUAAGAUCUCCUGUUUGUCAGGCUGUACUCUGAAGGGAAUGUACAACAAUCAUAUGAAGGACACAAACAACAACUGUAACAAAUCUCUCCUAAAUGACUCAAAGGAGAAGCUCAUCCAGGCCAUUAAGAGGAUAAAACAUGAGAUUGAUGAGUGUUAUGAGGCGGAGAGGGACACGUUCGUGGAGGCUUUGGAAGUGGAGGAUCAGUUUGAGGCCUUAGAGCGGGAAGUAAGAGCAGAAUUCCGGAACCUUCACCGCUUCCUGGAGGAAGAGGAGGAUCAGGAUCUGGAGCGACUGAGGAGGGAGAAAGAGAGAAGAAUGAAAGUGUUAAAAGAGAGAGAGAAAAAGAUCGCAAUGCAAGGCAGAGAUCUGGAGAGAGCUAUCGAGACACUCAACAGCAAACUGAGGGAAGAGGACAGUCCCAAACUGUUCAGAGAAAUUAAAGAUUUACUGAAAAGAUGUGAGGUGGGCUUCAUUCCUCCUGCACCAGUUGAAUGUGAGAUUCUUUCCAGUCGGUUUGUGGGACCGAUUCAGUAUCGCAUCUGGAAACACAUGAAGGCGUGUCUUUACCCAAACAUUUCGAGCUUGACCUUUGACCCAGAGACGGCCCACCCGCUCCUCACCGUGUCUCCGUCCGGCACGUCCGUCUGGUUCGAGGAGAAAGAGGAGAUCCCGGAGCCUGAGGAGAAAGAGGAGAUCCCGGAGCCUGAGGAGAAAGAGGAGACGGAGAACACUGUGGAGGCCAAUCCUCGGCGUUUCCACUACUACUACUGCCUCAUGGGAAGGGAGGGGUUCAGCACCGGGAGACAUUACUGGGAGGUGGAGGUGGGCGGGAAGACGGCCUGGCGAGUGGGCGUGGCCAGAGCGGACGUGCACCGCGGCGAGAUGAAGUUCUGUUCCACGGAGGACGGGCUGUGGACGCUGUCGCUCAAAGACGGGGCCCUGCAAGCCUCCACCCACCCCAAAGCCACGCCCGUCCGCUGCUCCCUCCUCCCCGCCCGCCUCGGCGUGUUCCUGGACUGCGACAAGGAGGAGGUGUCGUUCUACAACGCCGUCACCAUGACAACCAUCUACGCGUUCUCCCUGGGAGCCGUGCUCGUGCCGCUGUUUCCGUUUUACAACCCCUGCGACACGGACGAGGGGAAAAAUCUUGCCCCUCUCUCCAUCUUCCGCCCCUCACUUUGA